AUGUUCAAACUCCCACUCAAUGAAAAAGUUGUCGAUGGAGCCUUCUGCGACAUAAACAGCGAGUCACAACGUGCCGAACUCAUUCGAAAAUGUAACCUCAUUAUUUUCGACGAGCUACCCAUGACACACCGCUACUGUAUAAAGGCUCUGGAGCGGACUUUGCGAGACAUCAGACGCUCCGAAGCUUUGUACGUUGAAGCAUCCUUCAUCUCAAGCGAGCUAUGGCCAAAAACAAAACUUAUGCGCCUAGCAAUGUCCCAAAGAGACGAAGAAGACCCUGCCUACGCUUCCUUCGUCCGAUCCAUCGGCGAAAACAUACACCCAACAACCACCUUUAGCGACGGUGCCAAACGCGUUCCGCUAUCAAACACCCAUGACACCUCCACCACGGACCACUUCUCUUUGCAGUACACCACAGAUUUCAAUGACUUGAUCAACUUCGUUUACUCUGAUAUCCAUGAAGACGCUCGCCACCUCAAUGACCACGCUCCCCUAGCAACCACCAACACUUCCAUCGACUCAUGCAACGACGCCAUAUCUUCCAGACGCCAAGGCGACAACGUUACCUUCCACAGUUCUGACACACUCAUAAAAGAUCAUAACAACCCUGCAUCACCAACCGCCUUCUGCUCGACUGAACAUCUCAAUAACAUUGACAUCCCCGGCGUUCCUCCCCGUCAGCUGAAAAUCAAAUCGGAUGCUCUGGCAAUGUUGAUCAGGAAUUUAAAUUUUUCCGAGGGCCUCGUCAACGGCCAAAAGGUUGUCAUUCGGGGAGUAUCCCCAAACUCUCGCGUAGUCCGAGUGGAACUAUUAAGUGAUCACUCCAUCGUCCUCAUUCGUCGUAUUUCGUUCCACGCUCAAUAUAUGCUCUAA
Molecule: messenger RNA, 873 nt
Organism: Ectocarpus sp. CCAP 1310/34
Lineage: Eukaryota; Phaeophyceae; Ectocarpales; Ectocarpaceae
Source: the annotation of a GenBank genome assembly